AUGCUGCCACUGCUGCUGCCUCUGCUUUGGGCUGGGACCCUGGCUCAGCAUGAAAACUACCAGUUGGAAGUGCAGGAAUCCGUGACGGUGCAGGAGGGCCUGUGUGUCUCCGUGCCCUGCUCCUUCUCCUACCCCCAGGACAAGUGGAAUAACUCUGCCCCAGCUCAUGGCUACUGGUUCCAGGAAGGGGCAAAUGUACAGCAGGAUGCUCCUGUGGCCACAAACAACCCAGUUCGUAAGGUGCAAGAGGACACCCAGGGCCAAUUCCACCUCCUCGGGGACCCCCGGACCUACAACUGCUCUCUGGACAUCAGAGACGCCAAGAGGAGGGACAAUGGUAGAUAUUUUUUCAGGGUGGAGAGAGGAAAGGAAAAAGGGAAUUACAAAUCUAUCCAUCUCUCUGUGUCUGUGACAGCCCUGACCUACACGCCCCACAUCCUCAUCCCGGGGACUCUGGAGUCUGGCCGCCCCAGCAACCUGACCUGUUCUGUGCCCUGGGCCUGUGAGCAGGGUACACCCCCCAUCUUAUCCUGGACAUCAGCUGCCCUCACCUCCCUGGGACCCAGGACCCACCUUUCCUCAGUGCUCACCCUCACCCCAAGGCCCCACGACCUUGGCACCAACCUCACCUGUCAGGUGCAGUUCCCUGCAGCUGGUGUGACUAUGGAGAGGACCAUCCAGCUCAACGUCACCUGGGAACUGGGGACCAGGGAAGGAGUGAUUCAAGGGGCCAUUGUAGGAGCUGGUGUCACCGCUCUGCUCGCUCUCUGCCUCUGCCUCAUCUUCUUCAUAGUGAAGACCUGCAGGAAGAAAGCAGCCAGGACAGCAGUUGGAGUGGAUGACAUCCACCCUGCUAUUGAAACAUCUUCCCUGGGUCACCAGCAGGAGCCCAAGUCAGACAGCCCUGCUGACCCCACGUGCUCCGCAGGGACCUCCUCUGCCUUGGAGAUGGAGGAGGAGCCGCAUUAUGCCUCCUCCAGCUUUCACAGGGUGAAUCUUCAGGAGGGCACCUAA
Equus quagga is the source of this 1014-nucleotide messenger RNA. RefSeq names its product myeloid cell surface antigen CD33-like. Gene Ontology annotation, cellular component: plasma membrane. Gene Ontology annotation, molecular function: sialic acid binding. The transcript is spliced from 6 exons. NCBI's taxonomy places the organism in Eukaryota, Metazoa, Chordata, Mammalia, Perissodactyla, Equidae. The record is from RefSeq and is a predicted model, not a curated record. The coding region runs from base 1 to 1014 and encodes 337 amino acids. Gene Ontology annotation, biological process: cell adhesion.